GUCAGUGAGUGACCCUCCCGCUUACUCUCACUUCUUCACUCAAUGUCCACAGGAAUCUCAUGCAGAGGAAAUUUAUUUCAAAUUGUUCUUUUCACUGGGUCCAACUUCUGCUUAAGUUGGUACAGUAUAUUGUGAUAUUGGAUUAAUAUUCGUUAAAGAUUACUUCAAUAUCUUUCACUAUUGAAUAGGUGUAAUUUGCACAUUUUGAAUUGGAAGAUUGGAUUUUGUCAUUAUGGAAGAUGAUGUAGAACCUACUAGAAGAGCUAUAAGGUUUAUUUCCAUUGCCUUCUCUUUGACUAUCAGCAGUUGCAUUGGAUUUUCGCUGAAGAACUGUCGAAUCAGUUUUGACGAAGCCCUCUGUUCGGGCAACAAACUUCCAGCUGUUCCUCAGGACAUCCCGUCGUCGGUGAAAGGGUUUGACUUGUCCGGGAACAGAAUAACCAAAAUACAAGUCGGCGACUUCAGUAAUCACGCAGCGCUGAUAGAGUUAAACCUAAAGCGCAACAGUAUUUCACAAAUAGAGGAAGGUGCCUUUGCCAACCUUCGCUCGCUCCAGAAGUUAAAUCUUAAUAAUAACCACUUGCCACAACUGGGAAACGUUUUUGAUGGUUUGAGCAACCUGACCGAACUAAGAAUCACAAGCAAUAACAUCAUAACUGUGCUGUCGUCAUCUUUCAAGCCUCUAAGGAGCUUGACAUUUUUGGACCUGUCCUACAACAAAAUACAGAAAUUGUUAGAUAUUCAUAACGCAAUACAACAUCUUCCAAAUCUGCAGUCUCUGGCCAUAAAAAAAAUCCAUGUAAGAAAUUUUCAAUCUUGGGAACUGACCAACAGCACGGUUGGCAUCCGAUACCUUGAUUUAUCUCAGAAUGCCAUAGAUGUCUUCAAUGUUACCGCAGAUGUUUUUCAAAAUCUCACUUGGCUUAACAUCGGCGGUCCCUAUAGAAAGCAUAAGAUUACAUGGUACCUUCGUGAGCCAAAGCUGCUCAGCCGAGUGUCCUCCCUCGAUAUUGGCGGUAUUCGCUUGGAAAACAUUACAGCGUUUUUCGAGAGCUUCAAUUUUUCACUGACCGCUCUGAAGAUGAAUGCGAUGAAAUACAACCUCAAAGAGCUGCUCAACGUCUCCUGCACCAUCCCUACACUGACAACGCUCCAAAUCAGACACAAUAACUUCAACCUGAUGGAUUCAGGUCUGUUCCAGCUGUGCUCGCGUGUCACCGAGUUGGAUCUGGCUGAGAAUCACAUCCGAAGCAUCUCCACCGACUCCUUCAGAGCCUUUCUUGUUCUGAAGCGCUUGAAUCUUAGCCAAAAUAAGCUUUCCCUGGUACCGCCUGCUGUUCAGAAUCUGACGAGCCUUCUGGAACUGGACCUCGGCUCCAACAACAUCAGCUCUCUCGGUUGUCACGACUUUGCCAAGUUAGGCAAACUCAAUGUGCUCAGUCUUAACCAGAACUUAAUUAGGACCGUAAAGCUGUGCGUCUUCAAGGAUCUGACUAAUCUUCGGGUCCUGAAGAUGCAGAUGAACAGAAUCACUAGAUUGAAUGACGCUUUUAAACGAUACUUGCCAAAUCUCAGAUAUCUGGUCCUCCACAAUAAUACACUCACCACUGUUGAACAGGGGGAGUUUGAGGGCUUGCGGUCCCUUCAGAACUUGUCACUGCAGAAUAAUAAUAUCAAUAAGCUUAAAAAUGGCUGUUUUAAGGGACUGACCAUGCUCACAGAACUCCUGCUACAAUCAAAUAACAUCCGAGAGAGCGAGAUAACCCAGGGGGUGUUCAAUGAGCUCAAUAAUUUAACAAGGUUGGUUUUAUUGGAUAAUCACAUCAAAUACAACUCCAAUGCAGCUUUACCUAAGCCGCCCUUUUCACACCUUUUUCGUCUGGAGGUCCUCACCAUGGCGGGUCAAAGCAGCAGGAACUUUGGCUCUUUGCCUCGCAACUUCCUGCAAGGCCUGACCAACCUCUUGGUUUUUGACAUCAGGAAUGUCCAGAUCUCGUCCUUGCACCAAGACAUGUUCAAUUACACGCCUCGCCUGCAGAAGCUUGACAUUAGCGCAAAUGAGCUCACAGAAGUUUCGCCGCAUUUGUUUGACCCUAUCCCGAAUCUUCUAAGCCUCUACAUUUCCCGAACGACUCUUCAAUCGCUAGAUUUUUUAAACAAGGCCAACCUUACAAAGCUGGAGUUCCUGCAAGCACGAAAGAACCAUUAUUCAGUCAUCACAGAAGAACAACUGGACUCCCUUUCUGGUCUGUCUUAUCUCGAUCUUCAAGGCAACAGUUUUACCUGUGACUGUGACAACUCAGGGUUUAUCCAGUGGAUAAACUACACCAAAACGCAAGUUAAUGAUGCCUAUAACUUUGUGUGCAACUACCCGCUGCACCUUAAAGGCACUAAGCUGCUGGACCUUGACAUCCGAUCCUGUUCGGUGGACGUAGAGUUCCUCUACUUCAUCACUACCACAUGUGCUAUCUUCCUAUUCAUGCUGAUGACCUUUACCUACAAUUUUCUGCGAUGGCAGCUGGUCUAUGCUUAUCACCUCUUCCUGGCUUUCCUCCACGAGCGGAAGCACAGGAAUGUGCCGCCUCAGUGUCACUUUGAUGCAUUUGUCUCAUACAAUGCCCACGAUGAGCUUUGGGUCUUGAGAGAGUUGCUGCCCAAACUGGAAGGGGAACAGGGCUGGAAGUUGUGUCUGCACCACAGAGACUUCCAGCCAGGGAAGCCAAUCAUUGACAACAUCACAGAGGCCAUUUACGCCAGCAGGAAGACUAUUUGUGUGAUCAGUCGGCGAUACCUGGAGAGCGAGUGGUGCUCCAGGGAGAUUCAGGUUGCUAGCUUUCGCCUGUUCGACGAGCAUAAGGACGUCCUCAUCCUUGUCUUCCUGGAGGACAUCCCUAUCUGUGAGCUGUCUCCGUACUACCGCAUGAGGAAGAUGCUGAAGAAGCGGUCUUUCCUGAGCUGGCCUCGGGCUGUCCAGUGCACUGACCUGUUUUGGGAGAACCUCCGCCAGGCCCUGAGGGCCGAAGAAGAUCCAGGCGCUGGAAAGUUGCAGUUGACUGUGGAGGACAGUGUGUGGUGAUGAUGAUGAUGAUGACGAGGAAGGUAAGAAGCUAUAGGGACUCUUUGGUCAACAACCAGAAGGAACCAACAAACUGGUUGCGGCAAACUUGACGAAGAGGAAGUUUUCUUGCAAAUACUUAUUUUUUAUUUAGGGCUGGGAAAUAUGGCCUUUCAUUAAUAUCUUUAUAUUUUUAGGCCAUGUCCCGAUACACGAUAUAUAUCUCGAUAUUUUGCCUUAGCCUUGAAUGAACACUUGAUACAUAUAAUCACAGCAGUAUGAUGAUUCUAUGUGUCUACAUUAAAACAUUCUUCUUCAUACUGCAUUAAUAUAUGCUCAUUUUAAACUUUCAUGCAAAUAAUUAAAUCACAACUAAGUCAGUUUACCAAAACUGUAUUUAUUAAACAGUUAUUAAGCAGUGCAACAAACAUUCAUGUCAUUUCCAAAACAGAAAAUGCAAGAUUGUCAGAGACAUUUUAAAACAAGCUAUUAGUGCACUUUUGUGCAAACAACAGUAAAUUAAAGUGUACCUUUUGUACAGAACGCCACUACAGUAGUUAAAAACAAUGAAUGCGCACUUUUGUGCAUGAUGUCACACAAGAUAUUUCAAUAACUGUCAAAUAAAAAUGAGCUGCAUAACA
This is a messenger RNA of Nerophis ophidion (straightnose pipefish), 3696 nucleotides long. RefSeq names its product toll-like receptor 22 (gene tlr22). Gene Ontology annotation, cellular component: membrane. Bases 233 to 3076 code for a protein of 947 amino acids. Gene Ontology annotation, biological process: toll-like receptor signaling pathway; immune response; inflammatory response. The transcript is spliced from 4 exons. Gene Ontology annotation, molecular function: protein binding; transmembrane signaling receptor activity. The record is from RefSeq and is a predicted model, not a curated record. NCBI's taxonomy places the organism in Eukaryota, Metazoa, Chordata, Actinopteri, Syngnathiformes, Syngnathidae.